Molecule: messenger RNA, 468 nt
Organism: Galeopterus variegatus (Sunda flying lemur)
Lineage: Eukaryota; Metazoa; Chordata; Mammalia; Dermoptera; Cynocephalidae
Product: GTPase IMAP family member 5-like
Exons: 1
Molecular function (GO): GTP binding
Source: RefSeq, a predicted model, not a curated record
GUGCGGGAGUGCGGGAGGAGGUGCUGCGCCUUCAACAACCGGGCGGGCGGGGAGCAGCGGCGGGGACAGCUGGCGAAGCUCAUGGCCGUGGUUGAGAGUCUGGACAGGGAGCACGAGGGCCGCUUCUACAGCAACGACCUCUUCCUGGAGGCCCAGCUGCUGCAGGGACGUGGGGCCUGCGAGGAGGCCUCCAGGCUGUACCUGGCCAAGGUGAGGAGACAGCUGCACAAGCAGGAGCGGGAGCUCGAGGAGAUGGACAGGCGCUGGGUGGUCAAGGCGCUCCUCAGACUCCGAGACUACAUGGACUCUCACGUCGUAAUGUCUGCCUGUGUUAUUAUCUGUGCUUUGAUUCUUCUUGCUGUUUUAAUUAACUCGUGUAUGACUUAUGGGCAAUAAGCAUUUUCAGGUGAUUUCUACGGCCAGCUUUCUUUAUCCAAGGAGACCGUCUCUGUGUAGUGUGCAGGGCAC